CAGAUGGACACACGUGCAUUGCAUUGCGCUUCAUCAGCAUACUGUAUGAAACGCUGUGAGUACCCCCCCCACCAACGCUACUUCUACUGUCGACCCUGCUAUGUCUAUGCGUGGCCUCCUCCCGCUUUCAGCACCAUGGACAGCGCAUUGUGUACAUAGCCCCUCCAAUGCUACUUCUUGCCCUGAGCCUGCGCUGUCCGUGGUGCUGAAAGCAAGGUGGCCGCGCACGCGCACUGGCUUCCUCGGUGAAGGUGGGCGGGCGAAGUGGAUUUAAACGGCUUUAGAUUUGUCAGAGCGGACUGGCUCAACUCGCCGGGGAGACGAGCGUGGAUUGGAAGGCGCCGUGCUGACAGCGCUCGGCUGGCCAGUGGCGUGCGCCGAAAUCAGUGCCGGAGCGCAUGCGGUCUAAGGAAUCUUAAGGUGUGGAUAUUUGCAGCAGCAGAAGCAGAAGCGUCAGCGUCAUUCGUCCCGGCGGAGAGAAGAGCGAGCUCGGAGCGGGCCGCUCUUCACAAUUAACGGCAUAAGCCAAUCAUCAACAACAACAACAACAAUUAUAAUGUCAAUUCUAUAAAUACCAACGGUGGAGAAAAUAUCACAAGAUGUGCAUAGGAAAUAAACUCUGAGAGAAGGUUGCAAAAAAAUGAUUUAAAGAUAAACAACACCAUCACCAUCCUCAUCUACUCUAACGAAGCGUGCAAAUUAGGACAUCGUUGAUCGAUAACUGUAUGCGGCGACGAGAGCGGCAGCAACAACGGGGCCAACGGGAACAGCGCGGCUGUUUGUUGAAGAGUGGGUGUGACGGCACGGCGAGAGACCCACAACAGCUGCACGAGCCAUGGGCAACGAAGCGAGCGCGGAGGGGGGGGUGGAAGAAGGAGCCACUCAGCCGAGCAGAAUGAGCCAUCUCAGCGAGGAGGAGAGGAAACAGAUUGCAGCUGUGCUCUCCCGAGCAGAGGCUGGGGCCACCCUAACACCUAGGAGCACGGAAGGGGGAUCGUCGUCAAAAGGGAAGCCAUCGCGAGCCACGUCCAGAUCCACCUCGCGAGCCACGUCCCCCGGCGAUUCUAAAGAAAGCUUGUACCAUGGCGAGCCCUCCAUGUCGCUGCAAGCCAGGGACGAGGCGAUGGAGAAGGGCUCCAGGGGCACUCUGGGAAGAAAAUCCGCCCAGGAUCGUAAGGGGCCGCCCGACAAAAGCCCGCGGGGUCUGAGUCCCGAAGUCCCGGGGCGUCUGGAGCUGUCCAGUGCCGAACGCUUGGCGCAUUCGGCCGUGGAGGUGCCUCGGAGCCCGAGCAAGCCGUGGGUCGACACGCACGCCGAGACGACGACGAGACCAAUGGCCAUCCCCGAAUCGCAGCACCGGGGCGUCGGGAAGGGUUUCCAGGAGCAACUGUCGCCCGCCAGUCCCGGAACGCCGUACCAAGUGCCGAGGUUGGCGCCGCUGCCCAAGACCACCCUCUGCCCGAUCUGCACCACCACGGCGCUGAGCGUGGAGACCCCCGAGCAGCCCAACUACAACAUGUGCACGCAGUGCCAGACCGUGGUGUGCAAUCACUGCGGCUUCAAUCCGAGCCCGCACAUCACCGAGGUGAAAGAAUGGCUCUGUCUCAACUGUCAAAUGCAGCGAGCACUCGGCAUGGACAUGAUGUCGCCACCUAAGCCCAUGGGAAUGCUUCAACAUUUUGAAAGCAGCCAGCCAAAGGCUGCACUCAAGACGCCUGAUGCCAGCCCAUCCAAGCUGCCCUUUAUCGAGGGUAAGCCCAAACAUCUAUCCUCUGAAAGCCAAGCCAAAAUUUCCUCCAGUGAUGUCGAACAAAAACAGCCACACCAGCUUAAACAUGUUGGUCCUGAUUGCGAUGCAGCUGAGUCGCCUCUAAAGCCGUUGCAAAGCAAAGCGUCCCGGGUCGCUUCAGACGCCGGUGCCAUCGACGAUGCCAAACAACGCGGAGCGGGUGACUUGGAUCAACCGGGCCAACUGAAGCAGCAGCAAAAACCAAGACAAGGGGAUCCUCCGGAGGAGAUGCACUUCAAGCCAAAGUCUCCAGAUUACGUUCAACUGAAGCAGCAGCCAGUGCAGCCACCACAGCCACGGGAUCAACCGCAGGGACAUAAACAGCCACAUCCACAGCAACAAAAGCGACAACUGGCACAGGGACAACAGCAACCACGGGCGCAGAAGCAGCCACAACCGCAGAAGCAGCCAAAACCACACGCGCAACAGACACCCCCACAGGCAGAUAAGCAGCCUUACACGCAGAUGCAGACACACGCACAGCCCCAUAAAUCACCGUAUGCACAACAAGAGCCACAACUACAAUCGCAUCCUCAGCAACAGCCAAAGCAUCGGUCAAAGCAACCAGCCCUCCCAAAAGACGUGAAACCCGCAGAAACGCCAGCACCGCGCAGUGGGCCAACUCCGCAGCGAGAUAAAGUGCAAAAAGAUAUUCGCGAGAGUGCAAAGCCAAAAGAGAUCAUCAAAAACCCCGUUGCUGAUGAAAAACAAGCAGUGCCAGAUGCUGCAAAAGAAGACGUACCUUCGCACGUGCAAGCGGGUAACAAGCCACUGACACAGAUCACAGAACCCAAGCCAACUGGCCAGCCCGCUCAAGCGUUGGUGCAAACGGAACCAUCAACAACGCGCCCGCCUGCUGAUGGCGAGGGUUCUAAACAGCAGCCCCAAAUAAUAAAACCUCCGACUCCGGAGCAUCAUGCGUCUCCAUCAAAGCCACAGCAAAGCCAAGCCGAAGGUCCCGCAAAGUUUCUCCAAGGAAAACUGCCGACGUCCGCAAGUGCGAUUUUCCAGCAGAGUUUGUUUGCCAAGCCAGAGGUUCAACAGAGUAAACCGUGGACAUUGCCACACCAGCAGACUAAGCCUGCCACCACUUCUGGAGCUACGACACCGCAGGAAGGGGUCACUGGAAAGUUGUUUGGUUUUGGUGCAUCCCUGUUCAGCCAGGCCACGAAUUUAAUCUCAACUGCUGCCCAGCCAGGCUCCCAAACGUCUUCUGCAAAUGGCUCUCCGGCUAAGGCACCAGCAGCUGCUGCUGCCCUAGCUGUUGGCCAAGAAGGAGCAGCGAAGCAACAGAAAUUGGCCAAGAGUAAAGAAGCCGAGAAGUCUACGGCGAUAGAAAAGCCAAAGCCCGCAGCAACACCGACGCAAAUGGCCCAAACGCAGAGUAGUGAUACGCCUAAGAAGCCGACAAGUGCAGUGCAAGAUAAAGUGAAGCAAAGGGCUGGAGCUGUGGAUGAUGACAAGAAGACGACCACUACUACAGCUGUUGAACCAAAAUCAGCAGAGCCACAUCAGCAGCAGCAGCCACAGCCAAAGCAGCCACAGACAAGCAUUAAAGAACUGCAAGAGACGACAAGAGCUACGGGAGACCUGCAGCAGCCAAGCGGCAAGGAAAUCGCCGAUGAAGAACGCGAGCGAACUGUGGAACGGGAGGCAAACGGACGGGAAGGCGUCGGCACGGUGGCUGGGGACAUCGCUGCGCGCCUCGCGCAGAAGGCGCUUUGCCCUCUGUGCAAGGCGGAGCUCAACGUUGACUCGCGAGAGCCGCACAACUACAACACCUGCACCGGAUGCCGGGCCAAUGUGUGCAACUUCUGCGGAUUCAACCCGGCUCCACAUCUGACCGAGAAGAAGGAAUGGCUGUGCCUUACCUGCCAGACUCAGAGGGCCCUGUCGGGGCAGUUGGUGGACCUUGAGACACCGGACCUUCCAGCCAAACGGCCUCCUCCAUCAACCAAGACCAGCCAGGAGUUUCUCCAGCAAAAGGGAGCCCCUCCGGUAGCACAGAAGCCAUCGGCCAAGCCCCGGGCAGAGCAGGUCCUGCCAAAACCUCAGCCAACUGAGAAGCCGCUGCUCACGGUGAGCUCCUCGGGACGCACAGAUGAGGUGCAACCUUCGCCUCCGCAGGACCGCGUGUGCUCAGCGAAGGACGGUGAAGAGAAAGGGCGUCUAGGCGAUACGGAGAGUCCACCGCGGGCAGCAGCGGAGGUCAAGCCGGUGCAGUUGAAGCAUCAACCCUCGCUCAAAGAUGAAACGUUUGAGAGAGAGCAUCACGCUUCUGGUGAAGGACCCACGCUGAAAGAUCAGCCGUCCACCGAAGCAAAAGCGGCGGAAGGACAACCGGCGGGACACCCAGGGCCUGAGCCAGUGCUUGCUGAGGAGGCUCGUGCCGACCGCAGAGAGGCUCCCAGCCAAGGGCUGGAGCCUGACGUGCCCUGGCCGGAGACGGUGUCCAAGAGAGCUGAACCGUCCGACCAUCUCCACCUUCAGCAGGCGCCAGAGGACACGGAGCUGAGAGAACCACUGAUAGAGAAAGCAAUACUUAAAGAUGAAACCGAGACUGUGGAGGAACAGGCUUUGCUUGUCAUUCCCUUAAAAGAUGGAGAAGUGGCUGCAGAUCGUGAUGGUAAGAAGGAAGAGAAGUCUAUCUCUGCACAGGAAAGUCCCGCCAGCCCGUCAGAACUGGAGAAAUUGGAAAGCACGGUCCGGUCGCUUUUGGAGGCCAACCCGAUCGACUUGGAGGGCGAAGAGCAGGCGGCAAAGAAAGAUCCUUACGGAUUAUUCGAAGAAAAGGAUCGAGAGAAGAAGCAGCGGCCAAAGAUGCUCACCGUCACUCCAGAGGGCUACAGCUCGGAUGAGGAGGAUCUGGAGGACAUCCAGGAGGAGGACGAAGAUGCGGUCAAUGAAGAGGGCGCAGCGAAGGUCGUUUCCGACGCGCGGCGUGGAGGUGGCGUCGAGUCCCGGGACGAGGCGUCGGCCAAGCACCGGCGACGGGACUCCGUGGAGGACAGCGGUGGCAGCACGCCGUCGCCCCUUCGGCACCGGAAGCAGCUCGUCAGCCUGGGGUCGCCCAGCAGCGAGGAAGGGCAGAGGGAUCGCAGCGACAGCUCCUGCUCGCUGGACGACGAGGAAUUCAUCCGACAGCAGAUCAUCGAGAUGAGCGCGGAUGAAGAGGCGUCGGGCUCCGACGGCGACGACGACGACGAGGAGGACAUGUUCAAGAGGCGGCUGAAAAAGGCCAUGACCAAGGAAGACCACCGCCAGCAACGGCAACAGCAGGAGCAGCAGCAACCGCAGGAGCAGCAGCAACCGCAGGAGCAACAGCAGCAGGAGCAGCAGCAGGAACAGCAGCAGGAACAGCAGCAGGAACAGCAGCAGGAGCAGGACAAAGCACAGACAAAAGACAAAGCCAAGCAGAAGCAGUUGCUUAGAAAGGAGAGCUCGAGCUACGAAGAAAUUCACUACGAGGAACUGGAGGAGGAGGAGGCAUCGCGGCGGCAUUCAUGGCACGAGGAUGACGAAAUGUUUGACGACAGCCCCGAAAGCAAAUUUAGAGAGUCAAAGAGUCAGGAUAACGAGGAAGAUGUCUCCAUAGUGACAGGCGGUCUGCGGCGCUUUAAGACAAUUGACCUGAAAAGUUCACUUCCUCAUAAAUACGUCGCCGAGGAGCAGGGGGAACAGGGGUACGAGAACAGCGUAUUUUACGACGAGCCUGAGCUCGAGAUGGAGAGCCUCACGGACUCUCCCGAGGACAGGUCGCGAGGGGAGGGCUCGUCCAGCGCACAGGCGGCCACCAACUUCACGCCGGGCACCUCUCCGAGCUCCGUCUCGUCCCUGGAAGACGACAGCGACAGCAGUCCCAGCCGGAGGAGAGCGCUCGACGACCCGAAGCAACACCGCAAGACUCGGCACAGGUCGAGCGGGCCGCUGCUGCCGACGAUCGAGGACUCUUCGGAGGAGGAGGAGCUGAGGGAGGAGGAGGAUCAACUGAGAGAGCAGGAGAAGCUGCGCGAGCUGGAGCUGCAGCAGAGGAAGAGUUCAGGCAGGAAGUCGAAGCGCGAUAAGGAGGAGCUGCGCGCCCAGAGGAGGCACUCAAAGACAUCGCCCAGUAACCUGUCUCCCAUCGAAGACGCAUCCCCCACAGAGGAGCUCCGACAGGCAGCCGAAAUGGAGGAGAUGCAUCGGUCUUCUUGCUCGGAGUAUUCCCCGAGCCUCGAAUCAGAUCCGGAAAGCUUUGAGGUCCAGGCAGCAAAAAUAAUGGAGCUUCAGCGGGAAUAUGAUCUGCCUACCGGCGUAGGUUUCACAUUUCCUUCAUAUUCCAGACUGGAGCAAUCCCAGGUAGAAGACAAAGACAUUUUAGAUGACGACAUUUCAGUGGCUGAACAUGAAGAGCUGAAGACAGCGGAGGAGGUGUAUGAGGAAAUGAUGAGAAAUGCCCAAAUGCACGGGAGCCACGCGUCAGAACCUGCUUCAAAAGAGAGUCAAGAUUUUGACGAUGAACAAUAUAGUUUCUACAGGCAUGAGGCCACUGUGUUUGAUGACUUGCCAUAUGCAACCAUACUAGAGUCCCGAACCGAACUUCUAACAUUUACGACAGACGAGUCAGCCGCUGCGUCCGCGUACGAGGAUGUCAUGUAUAUGGAACCGGUGGGCAGGUUGGACACAGACCAACCGAUGUACACUCCGGACGACAUUUACGCUUUUGCCGAACCUCUGCCACCUCCGCCCACGGACAUGUCCUUCUCCGGCUCGGAACAGCUGCUGGACGCAGACGCAGCCUACGAGGAGCUUCUCCGAAAGCAUAACGUGAUCCUGACUCCGGGCACGAGCCCCACCCAGCAUCUCUCGGACGCCUCCGUGGGCAUCACGUAUCCCGAGAUCAGCAGCGACGACAUCAGCAGCGACGACAUAUCCGUGUUCGCUGCAACUGCUGUGGAGACAUCCACGGAGAGCGCCUUCACGGACAUUGCGGCCGAUUUCAGCUCGCUGGCAACCGGCGACGCCGACCCGCUGGCUUCGUACGACUUCAGUCCCGUGCUGCCGUCACCCCUGUUUUCGGUGCCGGAUGUGACGAUAACGCAGCAUUUCACACCGGAAGACGAUUCGGAUCUGCCAAGUGAUGGCGAGUUUGUGGACGAUGAGUUGGUUCAACCUCCUGAAACGGUGGCGAUCACUGACGGCGUAGUGAUAACAGCGGCUGCCGAAGAAAACGUGGCUGCAGACUUCUCGUCUGCCUUUGUGGAACCUGUUGAAUUUGGAAGUGGAUCCUUUGGGAUGGAUUCGUUUUUGGCAGGCGCGGCUCUUGCUUCGGUGGACGCAACGGGCACGUCGGUUUCGGCAGCACCCGCAGAUGACGCUUCGAUGGUUGACUUUGUCUUCGCUUCGUCACGAGAUGACUUCAUUCCGGAAAUGAUAGGCGAGAUUCCUGACGUCCCUAUGAACGACGAAUAUUCAGAACUCGCUGAGCCGUGCCGUCAGGAGGAGAUAGCAAUUAGUGCCGGAGAAAACAUUAUAGAACUGCCCGAAAUAGAUUUAUCCAUCUCAUAUGUAGACACUGAAACAAAUGUACCCACCGAUUCACAAAUAUAUGAGACUCCCACUGCGGAACCCGUGCUUGGAACAACAGCAGCCAGCGCUGAUAAUGAUGCGGUAUUGGUGAAGCUUGCUGAUGAAGCUGCUCUCCCAGUGCAUACCGAUGUACAAGCAGCACAUUCACAAGACUCCGUCCUUUCUGAAGUUUCUCCGAGUGCAGCUGCUGCUGUUGUUUCCGAACCAGUCGUGCUGUCACCUACCAUAGUGACAGCUUCAGCAGAGCCCAGUGCAUCGCAGCAGGAGCCUGCCCUGCCACCGGUUACGAGCGCACCUGACGAUAAACACGACACCACUACAGGAAUGACGUACUUCACCUCGAAGGUGUUCUCCUACUUUAGAGGCACCACACAGGAACCAGACUUUCAGAUGCCACCUCCAUCACCACCACCACCACCGCCGCCGCCGCUGCCGCCACCUCCACCACCACCGCCGCCACCACCUCCGCCACCACCGCCACCACUGCCACGCAAACCUAUGAUGCUUUUGAAGAAAGAACUGACCAAAGUUCCUCCAGUUGAACCCACUGCACCGAGUGUGGUGACCACCACGGUUUCCGUAUCGUCGACUUUCACCGCCGCUUCGUCAGCACCGGUAAUCACCUCUGACACCACGGUCACACAAACUGUAACGACAACAACAGCCUCGACACGCCCUCAAGUUGCACCAAAGCCAACGCACUUCCCAGUGAGCCUCGUCACAGCCAAACCUCUGCCACCUCCCGUGGCGCCGAAACCUACACCCUCCCCGCACACGGCAAAGCUGAGCAAAAGCUACGAACAUCAGUUGGAAACCCAGCAGGUUGUGGUGACAUCCGGACCUGGCAGCCGGUCAUCAUCGCCGGUUACCUCCCCUGUAUCUCCUAGGUCGCCGAAGAGGUAUUCUCUGGCUCAGGAGUCAUAUGUGGUCAUUACUCUGCCCUCAGACGACAGCCCGACGGGCAAAGAAGUGUACACGUCCCCAGCUCUGCUGACGUCAACAACGUCGAGCAAAAUGUCGAGGUCGCCGAGCGUUCCUGAUGUGCAACUGACACAAGCUACACCGCCGGAGCUCAUGCCAAAGUCACUGAGCAUGGACUCGGCCAUGCAGGAGGAGCUGGAGCCCCUGGCACCUGCAGAGCCGUUGAUUUGCUUCGCACAAACAGCCACCACCACGACCGUCACCGUAGCCCAGAACGUUGAUUUUGCACCUCUCUCUGGCCCCUGUGGUGAACUCAAAGAACCUUAUGGAACUUUAGAGACACGGUUACCCACUCCUGUGAGUGAAAGCGCUACUAUUGUCACAUCAGGAGAAAUAGCUGUUGUUAGCAGCAGCAGCAGCAGCAAUGUGAUGGAUCUGACCAUGAAAAAUGAAAUGUCUCCCCCCGCUAUCGUAAUGACCGACCAUGGCCUAGAUUUUACAGUAGCAGCAUUGCAGAGCAGAAUGCAGUCGGAGCAGAGUGGACAAAUUGUCCAAAAGUUGCAGACGGUCAUACAGCCCAAAAUUAUUAACCUUGCGACAACAGAUGCAACUGCCGCCCCUUUGGAACAGUCGGAAUCGAAGGCAAGGCAAGAGAAGCCUGCGAAAGACCUCACAGAUGAGCCGCUUGACCUGGCUCACCCAGCAUUGGCUCUCCACCACUUUAAGCCCAUGGGGGACGCUGCUUACGCGGCCUACGAGGAGCCCAUGUCCGAGGGCCCGGUUAACUUGACGAUCUCGCAGCAGCCGGUGAAAAUCGCGACGAAGACGACGGAGGAUGCGCCCAAGAUGCUCCCACCGGAGCCGUCAACCUGCGAGGCCGCGGUCGACCUCAGCAAGCCCAAGUCGUUGGGCGUCAUCGUGUCCCUGGGCGACACGGAGUCGAGCCCCACGUCGGUUUUGGCGGACGAGUCGAGGCCCGUCGAUCUGACGCAGGGGAGUCGCCGAGCCGCGUGCUGCGAUGUCGUGUACAACAUCCCCUUCGUGGGCAUGUGCGCUCCAUCUCCGCCGAAGACGUCCCCCGACGUGGCCGUCGCGGGGCGGAGCCUGGCCGACGCCGGAGCCGUCGGCUACGGGGACGACGAUUACGUCGACGUGAGGUCGCGAGCGUCCGCCGAGUAUGGGCACGUGCGAGCGUCCACGUCCGACGCCGGCUUGACGGACACAGCGGGCCCGCUGUCGUACCGGAGCGAGGCCGCGAUCGAUCAGCACGUGCCGGCAGAUAUCGCCGCAGACCAUUCCGCGCGAGAGAUGACAAGCGGGGUGAUGGAGCAGAGCAGCCUCUUCUCGUACGUGACAGCAGGGAGUCAAGAAGUGACUGCCAGCGCCUUGUCCUCCACCACUCAGCCACUGUGGACUCAAUAUUCAAGCAUGUGGAGGUCAACAGACGGAGUAAUUUAUUCCACAGUGCAAACUCCCAUCCCGGCCACUCUACCUAUUACCACCCAGCCGAGCUCUAUACGCGACCAACUUCAGGGAGACGUUUACCUAUCGGGAGUGACUGCGGUGUUUACUGGCGGGUCGACCCUGCUGCCAAUCCAGCAGACGAUCGCGGAAGUCGCCAGUGCCGUCGCCAUGCCCCUGGGUUCAUCCUCCUCCGUUCUGACUUCAAUCGCGGCCGAGCGGCGGUCUCUGCUGAUGGACGGGACACUGGGUGGCCAGGCGAUGUGGCAAGGGGAGGAGGAGCGAGCGACGCAGCAGCAGGACAGACUGAAGCUGCAGCACGGCCACAUGCUGGAGAUGGACACGCUGAAGCAGCUGGAGGAGCUCGAGCGCGAACGCUUGGAGAUGCAGAGGCGGAGCGAGGAGGAGCGGCGCCUCAUGCAGCUGGAGCUCGAGGAGCUGCAGAGCAUGCGGCAGCAGCUGUACCAGCAGCAGCAGCACGACGAGAGGCAGGCGCACUUCAUCAUGCAGCAGGAGCAGCUCGCGCAGCAGAUACACCAGCUGCAGCAGCGGCUGCAGCAGCAGCUUGAGGAACAGCAGCACCAGCAGGGUCAGGGGUACAGCUACCCGUACGAAAUCGCCGUCACGGAAGUUUCCUCUGCUGCCGAUGGGCAGUUCUGGCAGGAGGGACUCGGCCAACAGUUUGUUUCACAGGAGCCGAUUCGGCUGCUCGGUCCAGAGGCUAAGAAUCAGCAGGGCACCUUUAGGUUUGCGCAGGAAGGUAUGUCUACCCUCGAGAUGCACCGCACCAUGGUGAGCUCGGUCUCCGACAUGUCCCUCAAAGACAUGGGCCUCAGAAAAGGAGACAUCCUCCGCAAAGAGCAGUCCAUGCCUCGCCUGCCCGCUCAGUACGAAAAGCAAUCGCAAGACGGGAGGUACAGGCCUCAGAGGAUCGUGGACAGCGGCGUGCAGACCGACGAAGAGGAUGAAGGGAGCCAGUGGUACGGCGGCCGCCGAAAGAGAACCUCCAGGAGCGUGGACACCAGCGUCCAGACGGACGACGAGGACAUGGACGAUUGGGAUUACUCGUCACGGAGGAGGCGCCCGAGGCUUCCGAAAUACGAAGGAGGCGUCGAGGCUGAACAUUUCAAAAAGAAAACCAAGCACAUGGCCAGCAUCGGCAUUCAGAUGACCUCCAAUUGCUCUGUUCAGACCGAGAUCGACGACACGGUCAUCACCCCAUCGCAGAGGUCCCGUUCGGCCUCGGGCUACCCGACCAUGUCCGACAUUUCGGCCACCGAAGAAACAUUUCACGGGGAGAGCCUCGCCUGCCAGACGGACACGGAGUGUGACCAGCGGCAGCACGAAGCGGACCCCCUGCCGACGGGUGGCCUGAAGCCCUCGGGCUACUCGUCUCACCUGCAGACGGGAACGGCCACUCCGAUGUCGCGCUCGCCGCCCAAAUCUCCGCAGGUGCUGCACUCGCCCAUCUCGCCGCUCACAUCGGGGAAGAUGCUGGACUCCCCUGUGUCCCCCUACGAUCGCUCGGCCAAAGCGUCCGGCUCCGUGACUCCGCCGCCGCAGCACCCACAGAGCCUGCGCAUGACCAAGCCCAUGCAGCGCUCAAUGUCAGAUCCCAAGCCUCUGAGUCCCACGGGCGAGGAUGGAAAGACGUCCUACCAGCUGUUUCAGCAGCAGCAGAGCUGCCUGAUCAAACCCACGCAGCAAUCGACGGCGGCGGCGGCCCUGGCCCAGAGCAAGAAAGUGAAGCGGACGCUGCCCAACCCCCCUCCGGAGGACGCGCCAGCACCCAGCUCCGCAAACUCGCUCUCGUUCGUCGCGUCCAUCCCGCGCAAGCGAAUCGGGCGCACGAGCACCAUGGCCCGUGCCAAGCUCAUCCAGGACAUCGACCGGGAGCUCGAGAUUGUGGAGAAGGAGUCGUCGAAGCUGCGCAAGAGGCAGGCGGAGCUGGACGAGGAGGAGAAGGAGAUCGACGCCAAGCUGCGCUACCUCGAGAUGGGUAUCAACCGGCGGAAGGACGCCCUGCUGAAGGAGCGCGAGAAGAGGGAGAGGGCCUACCUGCGGGGCGUCGCCGAGGACCGCGACUACAUGUCCGACAGCGAGGUCAGCAACAUCCGUGGGACCGUGGCGGAGGGCGGCCGCCAGGGCGAGCGGCCGAGGACGGCGCCGCAGCACCAGUACGCCCAGUACCUAGCUCCGAACACACGCCACUCGCUCAACAUCGAGUUCUCGCACACCGCCGGCGCCACCACGCAGCCGAGUAAUUCGUACCUGCAGCAGGCGCCCUACCAGCCGCAGCCGCUUUAUCAGACUCAGCCGCUCCCCUAUCGGUCCCAGGCCGCAGGCUACAGCACGUUGGAAGCGCACCGCCCCGCAUACCAGACGACGAGCCACCAGACCAUUUCCACAACGCAGGCCGGGUAUCAGACCACCAGCUACCAAACCCUGCCGAUGCACCAGUCGGGCUAUCAGACCACCCCUUUCCCUACCUUGGGCGGCCACCUAGCUGGUUAUCAGGCCACAAGUUUCCAGCCGAUGCCCAGCCACCAGGCAGAUUACCUGACCACCACCUACCCGACAUUGGGAAGCCAUCACGCUCCCUACCACACGACGAGCUUCCAGAUGGCCACGGGCCCGCAGCCCGGGUAUCAAGCCACGCCGGGCACGUCCUACUAUGCGCAGGGCCACACGAUGCAUCCGCACCACCAGCCGCACUUCGCGCAGAAGCCCCGGCAUUCCCAGCUGAUCAACUUGGACCCCAAGCUGAAGGCCAACUACGAGUUGCUGCAGCAGAGCCACCCUCUGCUGAUGUCGCCCACGUCGGCGGUCGAGAUGUACGACAACCUUGACCUUCGGCUGGCGCUGGAGGAGAGGGGAAGCAUGGCCAGCAGCCCUAUGUCGAGCAUUUCCGCUGAGUCAUUCUACGCAGAUCUCGAGCACCAGGCGGCGCGCAACUACGUGAUGAUCGAUGACAUUAACGAGCUCACGAAAGGCGCGGCCAUCGGGGGCACGUUCAGCUUGGGGGGCACGCACAGAGUGGAGCGUCGCUACCAUCACUCCAGGGACCCAAAGAGGAUGUCGGACAUCAGCGACUACAUGAGCACUUCGAGCACGCCGAGGUCACACAUGCACAGGAAGAUCGACGACGAGUCGAUGAAAGAUCCCUACGAGCUCAAGCUGUUGAAGCAGCAGAUUAAGCAGGAGUUUCAGAGGGGGUCCGACCCCCUGGAUCACUUGGGAACCGCCACGCUCUACCAUGGCGACGUGAAAUACAGGCACCCCUCGAAGUCAGAUCGCUACAGCAUCGGGAGGAUCACGUUGGAAAAGGAAGCGGCGAAGCAGCUGAUGCCGGCCGUUGUUUCGAACAAGCAGCUGAAAUCCAGAAAGCUGGGCGUCGAGCACAGGGUCUCCAAGUUCUCUCCAAUUGAGGAAGCCAAAGACGUCGAGUCUGAAUUUCCCUCCUACUUAACCACGACUCCGGCCACGGAGGCGGCGUCCACCGUCGUGAUGCGAGCCAAGAAGCUGCAGGGAGACAUCACGUACGGCCUCAGGAAGAAUAUCCAGGAGCAGCAGAAGCUCUCGGUGCUCACGACGAGGGGGCACACGAACGAGCUCGACUUAUUGAGCGGCACCGGCACUCGCUCUCGGCCAAGGUCGGUGUACAGCCUCGAAAGCAGCCGAUCGCGACCGUCGUCCGUUUAUGGUCUGGACAUCACAAGGUCUCGGCCCGCUUCAGUCUACAGCAUGGAGAGCACCCGCUCAAGGCCCACGUCUGCAUACGGCCUGGAGGACAGCAGGUCGAGACCCUCGUCUGUGUACGGUAUGGACAGCGGCAGAUCCAGGCCGACGUCCGUCUACGGGCUCGACUGCAGUAAAUCGAGGCCAUCGUCCAUUUACAGGAUGGAAGGCGCCGGUUCCCGGCCCUCGUCCGUGUACGGCAUCGAGCUGACCCGCUCCCGGCCAUCGUCGGUUCACGGGCUCGACCUGACCAUGACUAAGCACGAGCUGCAGGCCGCGGCGACGACGGCGGCCAAAGAUGGCGACGCGCUGGACAUGAGCUCGUACGUGCCGGGAGCCGCCGGGGUCAAACUGAGGUGCAAGCCGCCCAAUCUCAUCAUCAGCCAAAGCAAGGGGAGGAUCCCCAUCGUGGCCCAGAACUCGGAGGAGGAGAGCCCUCUGAGUCCCGUGGGCCAGCCCAUGGGCAUGGCGCGGGCGGCCGCGGGGCCCCUGCCGCCCAUCUCGGCCGACACGCGCGAGCAGUUCGGCUCAAGCCACUCGCUGCCCGAAGUGCAGCAGCACAUCAAGGAGCUGCACCGGCGUAGCUACGACCGCGACGUGGCGUACAUCCUGGACGACCUGCAGCACGCCAUGUCGGACAGCGAAGCAUACCACUUGAGGCGUGAAGACACGAAUUGGUUCGAUAAACCUCGCGACUCCUUCCAUGAAGAUCACUCCAAAAGCAAGCAUGGAGGAUACCACCCCUUGCAGAUCAGCGACCCCCCGCAGAGCUACGACUUCCCGCACGCCAGAGUGCCGCUUCAACAAGACGCCAAGGACCACAGCAUGUCAGGGAACGGACUUGGCGUCCGAGUCGUUGGUGGGAAAGAGGUUCCGGGAAGAGACGGGGAGAUCGGCGCGUACAUCAGCAAGAUCCUGCCAGGAGGCGCCGCUGAGCAAUCUGCGAAGCUCGCAGAAGGGAUGCAAGUGCUGGAGUGGAACCGAAUCCCGCUGACCGGGAGGACGUUCGAGGAGGUGCAAAGCAUCCUGAGCAGACACGACAAGGAGGUGGAGAUCUGCGUCCGCCUAUCUGUGUCCUCGAACAGGGACCUCAACAUGCUCUCAGACCUGGAGAACCCUCAACGCCUAGAGCUGCAGGAAUAUUCCAGCUUGACAUCGCAGCGCCAGAGGUCACCGGGCGUGGACCCCAAGCAGCUCGCGUACGAGCUGCGCAAGGUGGCGCAGUGUGCCGGAGGAGCAGCCGGAGCCACGGCGCAGAUGGACGGCAAGACCUUGAUCGUCAUCGGCACGGCCACACCCGCGGCCACGACGCAGCAGCAGCAGCAGCAUCUACGGGACGGCCUGUCGGCCACGUCGAGCCCCAGCCGACCUGCCUCGCCCGCCAGCGGCAGCAAGAAGCGCCACUCCAAGAUCGAAGUUACAAAACCUUCUCAUCCAAUUACUGGGGAGAUUCAGCUGCAAAUGAGCUUUGACCGCCACUCGGGAAACCUGAUCAUUCACGUCCUGCAAGCGCGGGGCUUGGCACCACGUGACAAUAACGGCUUCUCGGACCCCUUCGUCAAGGUGUACCUCCUACCGGGGCGCGGUCAAGUUAUGGUUGUCCAAAAUGCCAGUUCAGAGAACAAGAGAAGAACAAAGUACAUCCACAAAACACUGAACCCAGAGUGGAACCAAACAGUCGUCUACAAGAACAUUAUGCUCGAUGAGCUGAAAAGGAAAACACUGGAGUUUUCUGUCUGGGACUACGAUCGAUUCUCCUCCAACGAUUUCCUCGGCGAGGUGCGCAUCGAGCUGUCGGACGUGAGCCACCUGGACGGGGCCCAGCGCUGGUACCCGCUGCGGGAGCAGUCGGAGGGGGGCUCCCCCCCCAAGGCUCCGGGGCCUCAGAGUGGGCUGCCCCCCUCCAAGCAGCCCGUGAGCAAGAGCAAGAGCCACCUGGGAGUGAACGAGGGCACCAAGGAAGCCCCGCGUCCACCGGGCAGCAAGUCUCAGAGCAGCAUGGCCGACUCGAGGUCCGGAGUAGGCGGCUCGUCCUCCUCCACCUCCUCCGUGUCCGGGGCAGCGGCCGCAACAUCAGGGUCGACCGGAGGGCAUCAGCGACUCUCUCUGUCCGGGCCACCGCAGCAACAGCAGCAGCAGCAGCACGCCGGGAUGCCCGACUCCAAGUCAUCGUCCGAGGGGCGUCUGCGGACCUCGGCCUCGGCCACGUCGUCGCACGCCCCGUCGCGUUCGCAGAGCAAAGGCAGCAUCACGCAGAGCCACCUGGAGAGCGCGGGCGCGGCGAUCGCCGCCGCAGAAGCCGCCGUGCAACAGCUCCAGCAACAGCAGCAGCUGCCAACGGCUAAGCCAUCUAAAGCCCCAAAUAAUGUGAAGAAGCACAGACACAGCAUAGCGGGGGUGCUGCCACCGGUGCGGAAGAGCGCGGCGGCGGCGGCAGCGGCGGCGGCGGGACCGCCGGACGGGGCCGGCCCAGAGCCAGGGGAAGUGGCGGCGCAGCUCGCCAUCCGCAAGGUGCAAUCGGACAGCCCCGCCAAGUCCGACAGAAGCAGGCCGGUGAGCCAGCGCGCCCCGGACUCUUCCAUCUCAACGACGUCGUCCGUCAGCAGCGUAGGCAGCGGCUACAGCGUGGACAGCGAGGGCAGCUCGGCGCUCACGGACGACACGUUCUCCGGCACGCACCGUGAGCACCGCGGCGGGAGUGGAACGGCCCACAGCAACGGAGCCACAAGCCAGGCUGGAGGGCUCUCCAGGCAGGACCCACCACACCGGACAGACGAAGUGAUCAAAAAUGGCAGCCCAGCCAAGAUACCGAGAGAGAGCAUGUCAUCAACAACCUCCAUGGCGUCGCACGCGUCUGAUGGCUCCGGGAGCUCCAAAGGCACGGUCAGUCCUGACUCCCCUCCGUGGGUUCCCGGUAGAGACCCGACGGGGCCCGGCGUGCGGCCCAACGGCGCGCUGGCGAGCGGCGGUCGAGCGGCUCGCGGGGAGCUGGUGCCCAACACCGACCUGGGCCCCGGGCAGCUCAUGGGCGCCAGCAAGUCGGCCCAGAUCAUGGGAGAGAUGAAGAUCUCGCUGAAGAAGGAGAUGAAGACCGAUGGUGACCAGCUGGUUGUUGAGAUCAUCCAAUGCCGGAACAUCACCUUCAAAUUCAAGUCCCCUGAUCACCUGCCAGACCUGUACGUGAAGGUGUACGUCAUCAACCUGGCAUCGAAGAAGAAGCUCUUCAGAAGAAGACGCGUGUUUGUCGUCACGACCGCGAGCCAUGUUCAACGAGACCUUCCGCUUCACCAUCAACCCCCAGGGCCACUCGCUGCAGAUCCUGCUGGUGUCCAACGGCGGCAAGUUUGUGCGCAAGACACUCAUCGGAGAAGCGUACAUCUGGCUGGACCAGGUGGAUCUCAAGAAGAAGGCCAUCGGCUGGUACAAGCUGCUGCUCAGCAACCUCGAGACACACUGAGCACGACCGCUCGUCGAUCGCGCGCACACAGCAACGUCUCCCGUCAUUGGGGUGAUAAGGAAACGAAUCGAUGUAUAACGGCACGGCCCGCCCGCCAUGCCAUCCGCUCAUGGACACACGCUCACGCACGCAAGGCACACACGCAAAGGCACGCUCGCAACGGGCACGCUUGCAAGGCACGCGACAGAGCGGCGUCUCGCUCGGGCACCGGGGAAGCGGAAAGCGGUUCGAGAAAGAGGCCCACGGCGAUGUGACUGCAAGUUGACCGGUCGCCCCGACGAGGGCCGGGAGCCGAGGCGGGACGGCAGCCCCACGGAAGGAGGAGGAGGUGGAACCGUAACGAUGGUCCCGCCGUUUGCCGACACACCCCCCCCC
Petromyzon marinus (sea lamprey) is the source of this 17309-nucleotide messenger RNA. RefSeq names its product protein piccolo. Gene Ontology annotation, molecular function: protein binding; metal ion binding; structural constituent of presynaptic active zone. Gene Ontology annotation, biological process: presynaptic active zone assembly; protein localization to synapse. The record is from RefSeq and is a predicted model, not a curated record. Lineage: Eukaryota; Metazoa; Chordata; Hyperoartia; Petromyzontiformes; Petromyzontidae. Gene Ontology annotation, cellular component: GABA-ergic synapse; glutamatergic synapse; cytoskeleton of presynaptic active zone.